GCGCCGCCGUGCGCGGGGCGCCGGGCGGCCGCGGCGGGUGGCUGCCGGCUCUCCCCCAAAGUUUUUGGAUCCGCGUCUCCUCAUGAUGUAUGGAUGAUAUAUUGCAUUGUGGGUGUCAAUAUAACUGACGGCCAUAUUUGCCGGUGCUGCUACUGCUGUAAACAACCCAAAGUGUCUGGGAGACACGGAGACGCUUCGCUGAAUUUCAGGACGCUUCUCCUCCUCCCGCUGGCCAUGUCUCUGGGAAUGUCUUACAAGCCCAACUUGAACGCCCACAUCCCCGGGACUCCCCUCAACCCGGCUGGGGGCGUUCACUCUCCCUCCACAAGUAUGGCAACAUCAGCACAAUACAGACAGCUCAUAAACGACUAUGGCCCCCCAUCCCUAGGCUAUACACAAGGGAUGCAGGGCACCAGCAGCAGUCAAGUACCACAGAGCAAAUAUGCAGAACUUCUAGCUAUCAUAGAAGAAUUAGGAAAAGAGAUUAGACCUACAUAUGCUGGGAGUAAAAGUGCGAUGGAGAGGCUAAAAAGAGGCAUUAUCCAUGCUAGAGGAUUAGUCCGGGAGUGCCUGGCCGAGACGGAGCGAAAUGCGAGGUCCUAGCCCAGCUUCAGCUGCAAGGUUCUCCAUCUCCCCAUGAAGAAAAAGUAACACUUAUUCUUUUUGACUCUUGAAACAUUCAGACAAACUCCUUUAUUUUGAAUGUUUUACCGUUCUUGUUUUGCCCUUGCAAAAAUGUACAGUUAACAACGGGGGAAAAAAAAAAAACAACCCAAGGAUUUUUCACCUUACUGAGGGUUUGCAUUUUCUAAAGACAUUAAAACUCCCUAAAAUGUUUCUAAAACAUGGAAACUGAAGUGCAUGCAGAGGAAUGCUCUUUCUCUCCCAGGCUAUAUUUCAGUUCUCUUCUUAUCCAGCCACAGCCUCAUUCUGUUUUUUGUUUUUCCUUUGACUAUGUUCACUUAUCCCCAAAACGUCAAUCUUUCAAAGUUUGACAUAAGCUCUAAGGAUUUUUUUAAUAAAUGCAGAAUAGCAUGCUGUACCUAGUAGUCUGCUAAGUCACAAUUUGUCAUACAGCAUAGACCCUGCUUAGAAAUAACCUUCCCCUUCUCUUAUUUUUCCUUUUUUUGUUCAUUUUGCAUAAACAUUUGCAUGACUGUUAGUGCUUUGAAGUCCACUUAAAGUGCAUGAGCUAUAUGGAAAAUAGGGAAACCUAUUAAAUAAUAACAAGGUCCUGGAAAGCUAAUUUCUACAUUAAGGCUGGAGAUUUCAGUUUAAAGUUUGCAAAAAAAAAAAAAAGAAAAAAGAAAAAUGAACAUUCUGGAUAAAUUACUAAAACUGUUAUUUGCAUCUUUGUAUGUAUUUAUUACUUGACGUAAUAAAGCUUAUUUUCAUUAACA
Messenger RNA from Agelaius phoeniceus (red-winged blackbird), 1400 nucleotides. It is a transcript of the gene CDK2AP1, whose product is annotated as cyclin dependent kinase 2 associated protein 1. The record is from RefSeq and is a predicted model, not a curated record. Gene Ontology annotation, cellular component: nucleus; cytoplasm. NCBI's taxonomy places the organism in Eukaryota, Metazoa, Chordata, Aves, Passeriformes, Icteridae.